Molecule: messenger RNA, 3588 nt
Organism: Hypoxylon fragiforme
Lineage: Eukaryota; Fungi; Ascomycota; Sordariomycetes; Xylariales; Hypoxylaceae
Product: N1221-domain-containing protein
Exons: 6
Coding region: 286-3318 (1010 amino acids)
Biological process (GO): cytoskeleton organization
Cellular component (GO): cytosol
Source: RefSeq, a predicted model, not a curated record
CUUCAAGUUCAACAUUCACUGUGCAAUAUUCAAGCUCCAGAUCCAUAGCUUUUGGAACCUUGCAUCGUUUGCAAACCCACGUAGCUUCACCAAUAUUCCUGCGAUACCGGAUCAAUACAACAAUCAUUUCUAAACCUUCCUUUCCAAGCACAUAAUUAUUUUCUUUCUUUGGGAGCUACACUUCGUCUCUGAGAGACAUGUAUAGCUGUAUACGAUCUGCCCCUCGUUAUGCACCCUUAGGCAAUACUGCAUUCUGAAGACCCCCCUCCCCCAACGUCUCAUACGAUGAAUUCGUUGUGGUCGAGAGCUGCCGAAGAUGGCACUGAUGCAUCUAAGGGCCCGGUAGACGUGGCAGACACAGGAGUUGCUGAUGUUGGGCCUGUGAACACAACUGCAACGUCAGCCCGACAAUCUAUGCGACCUCCACUCCAGCGAAACCAACUACAACCUGCUCCUCAAGCGCAGCCUCCACCGACGAACAACCAACCUCCCGAUUCGCUCUCGCUAGCACAGCUAAGGCGCAUAGUAUCCGAAUUCCCUCGUACAGAAGCUGCUGCGUACGACUUCGAGUAUUCAGACACUGGACCGCAUGCCGAAGAGAUCGACGAGUGGUUUGUGUACCAAGAUUGUCAGUGGAAUCGGUUGAACUCGGCCCAAACAGCUUUCGACUGGCAGUGGGAGCAUGACAUCGCCGCAAGGCAAGAUGAAAUUACUUGGGAUGAGGCUGAUGAUGAGAUCAGAACAAUGUUCAUCCAUCAAGCCCUAGAUGGAGUCAAAGUUAGCGACGCCGGUACUCGCGCUGCUGCGAUAGGGCGGCUAACAUAUCUUAUUUUGGGUCGGUGGUCUGAUACUGCUGGCGCUCCCCCUGGCGACAGAACAAAGCUUCGAAAUGUUGCCUCUCCUACUCAACUGGCCGCUAUGAAGUCUAGUAUCAAGCUCAUCGCGGAAUGGGACGGUAUUCCAGUCAUCUGGACGGCUCUACGUAGUGCGUAUGAGAUAUUAUGGGUAGAUGAACCUUUACGGCCACAAGGCAGUAGCCUAGCGGAGGCACAGGACGAACUUAUGAACUUAAUGACUAUCAUGUAUAUGACUAUACAAGAAACGUUGAAUGAUCGAGAUGGCAUGGUGGAAGUAUACGAAAAGCUCCUAAAUUUACAACCCCAAUUGACGACCUUUAUGCUUACUGCCUCCGCCAAGUUGCGGUGGCAAGAAGCCAACAUUGUGCCUGCUUCUCAGACACUUUUGCUCCUGUGGAAAUCGAUUCUUCUUGAAUUUGGCGGCACUAAGGAGAUUGAAGAAACCAAAAAGGCCCUAAGAGAGACGGCUACGGAAGACAAAGACAAAGACACUAUUACGGCUACUCCUUUAGACUAUCACGUCUUUCGGCAGGAGAUUACUUCGAAAUAUCCUGCCUAUGUUCCCCCUCAGCCGGCCAUACCACUUGAAGCAGAUAAUACCUCUCUUCUACCCCCAUUGCCUAACCAUCCCACACGGAACAACGGAUCAAACGGCAUACUCCCCGCUCCUCCAGGUACGCAGAGUGGAGGGGCAUCGAUCUUGCAUCAACCCGUUCAUAUCGCUACUCCGGCGCCCUCUCCUCCACCAUCCCCUGCAGCCGGUGGGAAAGGAGGCAAAAAGCAAAAUUACCAAACAAACCAAAAUUUUCCAUUCAUGUAUCCCCCAUUGGACGCUACCAGUAACAGUGCAGGAGGCAAGGGUGGUGCAGGCCUGCAAGAUUUCCUCGUCGGUCGAAGAUGGGAAGGCAGUGACGUGCCAGCAUCCAUUCUUGAAGCCGGCGAGCUAUUUUCGAAACGAGUACGGAUGACCCGCGCCACGAGGCAAUUAUGGGAAGAGCGCGAAAGGUUUCAACGAUUCGAGAGAGGCUGGGACCCCUCGGAUGACGACAUUGAGGAUCUAGACCUAGAGAGUUUAUCUAUAGGCGACGAUGUCGAUGAUGAUAAACUCCUUGAAGCCAUCGAAAAGAGACAGAAGAAAGCUCGAGGAGUUGAAAUUGAUUAUGGCCCGGACCCAAAUGUCGAUUCCCAUGUUAGACGACGACUAGAAGCCAUUGAAAAUUUCUACUCCUCUGCUUUACCGCAACUACAGUCUCUAGUUAUCGUCCUUAUGAAGGGCGUGUUGUUCAACGUCACCGCGGCCGUCGUUUUGCCUAUGAAUAGCCAACAACAAUCCAUGCCUGGAACCCAACCUCGUAUUAAUGGUGGGCUUGCGACCAAUAGAUCACAAGACAGUUCGAUCGCGCUUAACAGUUCGGCAAAUCAUGAAGGGACCGAACCUUCUCAGGAAGACUUGGAUGCUACAAGAUGCCGAGAAAUCGAAUCGAAAGCAGCUACAGGCAUUAUGCUUCUGCUGAUGAAGUGGCUCAAAAUCUCGCACGUCUUGAAGUUUGAGUAUCUAUCUCAGCUACUAUUGGACUCCAAUUAUAUCCCUCUUGUCCUCAAACUCUUUGCGCACCAGGAUAUCCAGCAAGUAGUCGAUAGCAAAACUGACCGCCUCGACUACAGCUUUUUCCAGUUCUGCAACGAUCGCGCUCACCCGACGGACAAGGUGCAGACUGAGCCUGAACCAGCCGAGAUGGAUGUCCCAGGAGACGAAAGCGAGGACGAAUGCGCGCCGCCACCUAUUAGGCUACGGCGAUCACCGCCAGAACGAGUAGCCGUAGCCGAAGAGCACAACGACGCUGCAAACCACCAAUCUGAAGGUCAACCCCCCGCUCGUCCUGAAGUAGAUGAACUAGGCUAUCCAAUAAACCCUCUGCCGAAGGAGCCCAUUACGGAUUUCUCGCGCCGUAACUUUUUUGCUCUCAUCAACUAUCUGCGAAUUAUGCAGAAGAUUUGCAAGAAUAAGGCGCAUCGUAAUCUAUUACUGGUACAGUAUAAGUCGUCCAACUUUAUUCGCAAGUCCCUCAGGGUACCACAGAACGAGCUACGGCUUUAUACGCUCAAGCUUUUCAAAAACCAAGUUCCCUACUGUGGCCGUAAGUGGCGGCAGAGCAACAUGCGCGUCAUUACUGCCAUCUACCUACACUGCCGGCCAGAACUUCGGGAUGAGUGGUUAGCAGGCAGCGACGUGGACGCCGAAGUUGAAGAAGCGCUGCCACUGGAGCAAGCACUGCGAAGUCUGACUCAUUGGUUCAACGUCAGAAGAUAUCCAGACCAAAUGGCACCGGAUAUCAGGGAAGCAUUGCGUAACGAACAAGAUUUCUUCAAGCGCGAGCUCGAGAAGCUUGACGUAUGGGCUGAUGUCGGUCAAGUAGAGAAUGUCAAUGCCGAAUGGGACAAUCUUCCCAACUACGGUUGAACAUGAGUAUAUUGAGCAACUCGACAUGUCUCGGAAAGAGGUGGGGACAUCUUUGAUUGUCAACUACUGGCAGCAAGGCUGGCAACUAUUAGUGCAGUCUUCCGUUAGGUACUUGUAUUUAGGCAUCAUGAACAAGCGAUGGCACCCGAUUAAAAGCCAAAGUAUUAAUCCAGCAUACACUUCCGGCGCGAAACCAUGCCUAUCUAUGUACCUACCUAGUAUAGAGAGGACCUUAGAUCUUAGUGACAGACACCUGGCUUGGGUCGUGCA